CUCUGUCAGUACGUGCUGCCCGUGUGUCACGCUCGGAAUCCAGACUGCCAGCCCGCCUGCAGCUCCGCCCUGGCUCUUUAAAUAGACCUACCCAUCUGGGGCUGUUAUUCUGGAGCCAAACAGUGCGCAGGGGUGUUGUUUUAUUUUAGGGUGUGGAAAAAAACCCACAUUGUUUACUCCGGAGAUGGAGUUGGACCGGCGGCUGUUGCUGUCCCACUGUGCGGUUCACGCCCUCUCGUUCGCGGCGGGACUGCUCGUGGUCGUCCCCAUGGCUCUGAACGGCUCCGCUUUCAAAGGCCGCUGCGCCCUCUUCUCCACCGGCUACUGGAGGACCGAGGACCAGCCCGCGCUGCCGGCGGAGCAGCCCCGAGAGUUCAGUCACCUGGUGGUGCAGCAGUGGGGGCCGCUCGCAGCGUGUCAGUUCGUCACGUUCGUGGGCAUUUUCACGGUGCUGUACGGAGCUGCGCAGGGGUGGAGAUGCCUCUUCUAUCUGCACGGGGGGCAUGACGACACCCUGUUCUCGUCCUUUCUCACGGUCCUCCUGAGUGUGUGUGUGCUCUUCCUCUCUGGAGGGGCCAGUGUCAUCCUGUCUCUGGGAUUCAGCACCUGGUGUGACACGGUUACGGACACCCACAGACGGCCGUACAGUUGUGCGGAGUCCCAGUCGGUGCCGCUGUACCUGGACGUAAACACUUUGUCAUUCUACACAGAACUCAGUUUGGCUCAGGUGUCUCUAUGGUGUGUGACAGCUCUAUGGUUGGCCCAGUCCAUCCUGGCCUUCCUACGUCUCUACCACUCUCAUAGCCGGCACCUGAGCGGCCCUUGGCUGCACAGAGACAAGGAAAUGCUGCUGGGACACAGUCUGACUGACAGCACCUCCCCCUUACCGUCUCUACCUUCAUCCACCCCCACUUUGUGCGUGUGAGCAAAGGUGACCGAGGUGGUGGCACCAAAACUCCCCUUCCUCAGCCCUCCAAUUUACAUUAAAAAGCAUUAGUUUAUCAAACCAAUAUGGGUAUUUACAGAAAGCAUAACAACUACUUACAUGAAAACCAAGAAGACGUUGGAGGGAAUGUGGUCAAAACUAAACACUCUAUCAUAGAGCAUAGAUUCAUUCAGGGUGUGAAUAUUUUUUUAAAUCAAGAAUUGGUGUUGUCCUCAAAUGUUCAGUAUUAGGCAGGUUGGACUCUUCAUUUAGUUACUACAACAAAACAAAUCAAACAAGUCCCCAAAGGUCAUGAGAAACCUUCAACAUGCAGUUUUUUAUUGCAUGCCCUAUUUAAAACUGCAUGUUAUGACAGUAUUAGGGCCACCAUUAAAGAAUAAAUAAAUAAACUAUAUAUAUAUUUAUAAAUUGUAAUAUUUUAAAAUAUCUUUAAUAAAUGACUGAAGGACUUAAUAUAAAGCUUAGGUGCUGCAAAGUAAUGAUUCAACACAAGCAAAGUAAAAAAAAAAGAAUAUUAGAAUUAGUGUCUGAAAGAAAACUUCCAUGUUAGGUAAGGCAGAGCUGCACUCACCUCUAUCUUGGCCAAAAAGGGACUAAACUCAGAAUUUUAAGAAAGCCACCGAUUUAAAAAAAAAACUUCAGCCACAGUGUUGCAUGGUUGUUUACAUUUCUCCCAGAAUGCAUCAUUUUGCACAGUUGUGUACUCAUUGUGGAGAAAAUCAGCUUUUUGUUCUGUCAUAAUAACCACUGACGUGCUUUUAUGGUAAAGCAGAUGAUGAGAGUGACUGUGAAACUGUGUGUAGGCUCGCUGUGUGAGCAGACUUGAAAGUUCUGUUAGUUAUAGGAAAAAACCCAGAUGACCUCUGCUCUUGUGAUGAUUUUCAUAAUGAUGCUGUUUGUGCAGAUGCAGCUGCUCUGAGGGCAGCAAUGAAGCAAACACUUGGAUUGAAUUGAUCCGUUGUGGCUUUUGUACUGAGAGGUUUGUGGGAAAAACCAAUCAGGCCAUGUAAGAGGAACUAUGUUUUUAACUUUGCUGAGUUUUUAUUUUUUGAACUGUGACUCAAAGUUGUAAAAAGAAGAAUUUCCCGAUGGCAACGACCAGAGCAGCUGUAAUGACACACAGACAGUGGAACUGAAAAUCUGAAGUGAAGAGAAAACUGUUGGUUUGUUGCAUCUCACAAAAUAUAUUUGUACUUUUACUCACUGUGGUAUUGCUCUGUUAUUUUUAUCCAUAUGCAUUUUUUAUGCAUCUGUGCUGUUUUAAAAUAAACAUUUCCACAAGUAA
Oryzias latipes (Japanese medaka) is the source of this 2231-nucleotide messenger RNA. Its product is annotated as Transmembrane protein 179-like. Lineage: Eukaryota; Metazoa; Chordata; Actinopteri; Beloniformes; Adrianichthyidae. The record is from RefSeq and is a predicted model, not a curated record.